Molecule: messenger RNA, 366 nt
Organism: Ambispora gerdemannii
Lineage: Eukaryota; Fungi; Glomeromycota; Glomeromycetes; Archaeosporales; Ambisporaceae
Source: the annotation of a GenBank genome assembly
AUGUCCUUGACGCUUAAAUCAAAAUUCGCUCGUUUUCGCCGGCUACCUACGUUUUCUUUAACGACCUUAUUCAUGCGCCAUAAAUCCACAUAUUCAUCGCUUAAUAAACCAUCACCUCCUCCACUAGAAAACAAAGAAGAUCAAAGAGAGUUUGAAGAACUUGUACGCAAGAAUCUCGGUUCAAUGUGGACAAAUUACGAUGAAACAGUCGCCGAUGAAGAAACCACACAUCCAGAUGUAAGGCGAAAGCCGCCGGCAGAAUUCGAGGGUGAUAAAAAUCCAGUGACUGGUGAAAUUAACGGACCUAAACAUGAUCCGUUAAAGCAUGGUGAUUGGAGUUAUGGCGCUAGAGUUACCGAUUUUUGA